CGCCCAUGAAAAAAAUGUGUUGGUUUCCAAAUUGCAAAUUCCGCUUAAAUGAUACUUUGGAAUUACCAGAUUAUUAAGAAAUUGCCACCUGUGAAUCUGACUGAUGAAAGCUUCAUCAUGAUACAAUUACUGCCAAGUGAGGAAAGUAUUCUUGGAACACAGAAAUGCUCCCUUGGACCAAAGUUCAUGAAUGAACAUGGUCUCUAUCUCGGAACUUUCCUGAAAAUACGAUGCAAUGGAAAAUUUGUCAUAUGUCAAGCUUGGCCCAGGGCUGAUCUUGAUGAAAACUUUGUUCAAUAUGAUGACAUGGUUAUCAGGGAGAAUAAUGACAGUGUUCCAUAUAUCAACCAAUUAUCUAUUCAAGAUAUUGAAUGUCUUGGAUAUGGGACCAGUCUGAAUGAGUUAUCAGUUCAUGUUGUAUUAAGUGAUUUAAAACAGGUGAAAAAAUUCAAAGGUUCUGUCUGUGAAAGAGCGAACUUGUCAAGAUACAUCAAGAACAUUUUGAAAAACAUUGGUGUCGUGAAAGAUAGUCGUAUUCAUUGUGCUUCUCUCAAUCUUGGAAAACUUUACAAGGUUGCAUCUAUCACUGUAAAGGACAUCGCUUGUGAGGCAACUGUUGGAGUAGUUAAAUCAAACACAGUAAUUAUCAUUGAAAGUGUGAUGAGUUUAGAAAGAUAUGAGCAAAAACGUGAUUCUAGGAAAUUGACACUUGGUGGAUUAAAUCAACCAUUUGAAAUGUUAAAAGAGAUCAUCCAGUUACCAUUUCAUCAUGAGGAUAAACUACAACAUUUAGGAAUAUCUUGCCCUGUCGGAGUCUUGCUUCAAGGUCCUCCUGGAUGUGGAAAGACAUCUCUUGUUAAGCAGACAGCGAUAGACUGUGAUGCUCAUUUACUUGUUGUAAACAGUCCUGACAUAUUUGGCUCAAGGCCUGGAGAGAGUGAAGAGAAUCUGCGGCAAAAGUUUCAGACAGCAUCUGAUAUGUGCGAGGAAGGACCAUGUAUCUUGUUUAUUGAUGAAAUUGAUACUUUGUGUCCAAAACAAGGAAAAGGUGGAGGAAAUGCUGAGAGCCGGCUUGUUGCUCAACUGGGAGGCUUAAUGGAUACUGUGAGUGAUGUGAAAGGCUUAGUUGUGGUUGCAGCCACAAACAGACCAAAUCACCUGGAUCCAAGUUUACGUCGACCGGGAAGAUUUGAUCGUGAGAUAUUCAUUGGAAUUCCAUCUACUGAUGAAAGAUAUGACAUCCUGACUGCUCAGACAUCAAGGAUGAAUCUCUCUCAAGAUGUCAGUCUGUAUUCAUUAGCUGAGGCAACCAAAGGAUAUGUUGGUGCAGACUUGGUGUCAGUCUGUCAGGAGGUUUCAUAUCAAGCAUUACGGAGAACUCUACACCAUGACCAGGAGGAUAUUCCACUGACAAUGGACAACUUCUUAUCGGCCAUUGGAAAAAUUUGUCCGUCAACCCAAAGAGGGAGUGAUAUUUUGGUAGAUUAUAAGCCAGUUCGGUGGGAUGAUAUUGGUGGACUGGAUGAGGUCAAGGUUAAGAUUCAGCAGGCAGUUGAAUGGCCAAUAAAACACCCAGAAGCAUUUCAGAGACUUGGUCUACCCUGUCCCAAAGGUGUCUUGCUGUACGGUCCACCAGGCUGCUGUAAGACAACUUUAGUUAAGGCGGCUGCUACAGCAUGUAAAGCCACGUUCCUGUCUGUUAGUGGUGCACAGUUGUUCUCACCUUUCGUGGGGGAUUCAGAGAGGAAGAUUGCAGAGGUGUUUCAACAAGCCCGGGCAGGUGCCCCAUCUAUACUUUUCUUUGAUGAAAUAGACUCUAUUGUUGGUAAGAGAAGUGAAGGAAGCAGUGGCCGAGGGGUCCAGGAACGUGUUCUAUCCACAUUAUUGAACCACAUGGAUGGGAUUGGGAUCAGACUUGAUGAACAAACACGUGGAUCUGAUGUCAGGGUAUUGGAAGGGGCAACUUGCACCUCAAAAGAGAAGGGACAUGUUGUGAUCAACAACAAUGAUGUGCUGGUAGUUGCUGCGACAAAUCGGCCUGACAUGCUUGACGACGCUCUUCUCAGACCUGGAAGGAUUGACCGAAUUGUCUAUGUGCCUGCUCCGGAUGAAAAGACACGACUGAGAAUUCUUGAGAUACACACAAGAAAGAUGCCUACAGAAGGACUCGAUCUAGUGGACAUAGCUCAGAGAACUGAUAUGUUUACUGGUGCAGACCUAGAAAAUUUAUGCAGAGAGACUGCUUUGCGAGCACUUACUCAAGAUGGCCUCGAAACAGCUACUGUGAAACAUCAUCAUUUCCUUGAGACAUUGGAUGUUCUAAACCCAACUCUCACCGAAGAACUCUUAAAAAAGUACAAGGAAAUCAAAUUAAAGUCUUCCAAGUAGAACAUUAGUUCUUUCAAUCAUUGUAAACGCUUAAAAUUUGCCAUAUUAAACAAUUGAUCUAAAUCA
Messenger RNA from Lineus longissimus, 2454 nucleotides. Its product is annotated as ATPase family gene 2 protein homolog B-like. Gene Ontology annotation, molecular function: ATP binding; ATP hydrolysis activity. The transcript has 9 exons. The record is from RefSeq and is a predicted model, not a curated record. Bases 49 to 2388 code for a protein of 779 amino acids. Lineage: Eukaryota; Metazoa; Nemertea; Pilidiophora; Heteronemertea; Lineidae.